Messenger RNA from Spirodela intermedia, 324 nucleotides. The record is from the annotation of a GenBank genome assembly. Lineage: Eukaryota; Viridiplantae; Streptophyta; Magnoliopsida; Alismatales; Araceae.
AUGGGCAGCAGGAGGUUGAUGUUGAGGACCUUAGCGCGAAUGGCGGUGCAGAGGCACAGCGCCGCGUCGAGGUCAGCAAGCCCGCGCAGCAGUGGGCAGCAGGUGUCGGCUGCGCUGGGGCCAAUGCCAAUGUGGAUCAGUCCACCGAGAAGGUCAACGCAGGCCCCCAGCUUGAGGGUAUUGAUGGGGCAACCCCUCGACACCGGCGCCGGCGGCGGCGGGCACGGCACCGUCGUCGGGGGUGGCGGAGGAGGGCAGGGGAUUUCCUUAGGCGGCGGAGGAGGAGGGCAGGGGAUUUCCUUAGGCGGCGGUGGAGGAGGAUGA